Messenger RNA from Phaeoacremonium minimum UCRPA7, 2505 nucleotides. RefSeq names its product putative vesicular-fusion protein sec18 protein. The transcript has 3 exons. Lineage: Eukaryota; Fungi; Ascomycota; Sordariomycetes; Togniniales; Togniniaceae. Gene Ontology annotation, cellular component: Golgi stack. Gene Ontology annotation, biological process: SNARE complex disassembly; Golgi to plasma membrane protein transport; intra-Golgi vesicle-mediated transport. The record is from RefSeq and is a predicted model, not a curated record. Bases 1 to 2505 code for a protein of 834 amino acids. Gene Ontology annotation, molecular function: ATP binding; ATP hydrolysis activity.
AUGGAUGCUCGAAAUUCCCUGUUUGGCCAGGGCCCCCGCGGUGGUCGGGUUGGCAUACCGUCCAACCCAGGUGCAUCUCGCUCGCAGUCCGGCACACCCCAAGCCAUGAACCCUCAGCCGUCACCGCGAAUGCCCUCCUACGGCCAACCGCAGCAGCAGCCGUCAUACAACCAGUCAUACUCCUCUCCCGCCCCGCAACAGCCACAGCGAUCCUAUCCGCCCGCCAGCCGUGGCCCCGCCAUGGAGCUCCGGCUGUAUAAGCUCGAGGACAAGAACUUACAAUCUCUCUACAUCUUCGGCAACAUCUGCGCCGUCUCUCCAAGCGACUUCCCCGGUAACAGAGAUGGCACAGACAUACAUCUCAAGUUGUCAGGGCCCCAGCUCCGGGGGGAAUAUGUCGUCACCGCCCGGCCGACACCAGGCUUCCCCUCAGGGUGCAUUGCACUCAGCGACCCGCAGAGAUCCUGGGCGGGUAUAGCUAUGACCGAUACCGUCAGGGCCGAGCUGUACGAUCCUUUCGAGCGAGGUGGUAGGGCGUACCUUGGCUCCGUCGACGUGGAAAUUGGUUUCGCAUCGACUCGCAAGACGAACUCAUCUGUCUACGACCAGGAGACCCUUUCAGACCUCUUCCUGAAGACCUAUCAGAACCAAGUGCUGGCACCGGGUCAACGACUGAUCAUGGACUUCAAGAACACCCCACUGCUUUGCAUCGUCUCCACGGUCCAACUCGCGGACCUGAGCAUGGAGAAGCAAGGCGAAUCUGAAGCACCUACAAACACAGACCCCAACGCGCGGGGUAUCCUGACGAAUGUCACCGACAUUUCCUUUCACAAAGACCCCAAGGGAGGCUUAAACCUGAAGGGAUCAACCAAGCGAAACGCCAAUCCGAUUCUACGGCCAGAUUUCAAGUUCGAGGACAUGGGCAUCGGUGGUCUGGACGCGGAGUUCUCAACGAUCUUCCGAAGAGCGUUCGCCUCCCGUAUCUUUCCUCCUGCUUUGAUUGAUCAGCUGGGCAUCAUGCACGUCAAGGGUGUUCUUCUAUACGGCCCCCCCGGUACUGGAAAGACACUCAUCGCUCGUCAGAUCGGAAAGAUGCUGCAAGCCCGAGAGCCGAAGAUCAUCAACGGUCCCGAGGUCUUGAACAAGUACGUUGGCCAGAGUGAAGAGAACAUCCGUAAAUUAUUUGCAGAUGCGGAGAAGGAAUACAAAGAGAAGGGAGACGAAUCGGAACUACAUAUUAUCAUCUUUGACGAGCUCGAUGCUGUAUGCAAGCAGAGAGGAUCAGGUGCUGGAGGCGGCACAGGAGUUGGCGACAGUGUGGUCAACCAGCUUCUUAGCAAGCUGGAUGGUGUGGAUCAGCUCAACAAUAUGCUCCUUAUUGGUAUGACGAAUCGUAAGGACAUGAUUGAUGACGCUCUUUUGCGUCCUGGCCGUCUUGAGGUCCAAGUCGAGAUCUCCCUUCCAGACGAGGCUGGCAGACAGCAGAUCUUGAAGAUUCAUACCGCAAAGAUGCGCGACAAUGGCAAGCUGGCCUCAGACAUCGACCUGAAUGAGCUAGCGGCCUUGACGAAGAACUUCUCGGGCGCCGAGUUGAGCGGUCUUACAAAGAGUGCAGCGUCAUUUGCUUUCAACCGUCAUACAGCAGCUGGAACCAUGGCCAGUGUAUCGGCCGAUGUGUCCAAGCUCAUGAUCACACGCGAUGACUUUAUGAAUGCACUUGCGGAAGUCGUGCCCGCGUUUGGCGUCUCCGAUGAAGAACUUACCAAGGCCAUCAAAUACGGCAUCAUCAACUAUUCCCCAAGCAUACAAACCAUCUUCAACAACUGCAUGGUACAUGUUGAGAGGCUUGAGACGUCAAGACAAACAUGUUUCUCAAUGCUAUUCCAUGGUCCAGACGGCAGUGGCAAGACGGCAAUGGCAGCUCAUGUUGCCAAGAGCUCAGGCUUUCCUUUCAUCAAGAUCCUCACGCCUGAUGCAUUGAUUGGGUUCAGGGACGAGAUCGCGAAGAAGGAUCACAUUCACAAGACUUUCACAGAUGCUUAUAAGUCUCCUUUGAGCAUUCUCAUCAUCGACAACAUUGAGCGUAUCAUCGAGUGGAAUCCUGUGGGACCUCGAAUGUCGAACACCAUUCUCCAAGCGCUCCAGACCUUGAUUCAGACAGACCCACCAAAGAACCACCGCUUGCUCAUUAUUGGCACAACGGCGCGCCGCAGUGUGCUGGAGCAGCUAGACUUCGCCUCGGUCUUCUCCAAAGAAGUCGCGGUACCGGCAGUCGGUCAAUUGCGGGAUCUGGAUGCUAUCUUGCGCAGCCAAGAGGUGUUUGGCGACGAGAGGUCUCUCACUGAAGCCAUGAAUCUGGUCAACGAAUAUAGCAAUGGUUCUAACCAGGUAGGCGUGGGCAUUAAGAAGAUUUUAGACGUCGCGGAGACAACGAAGGGCCUAGAAGAGGAUAUGAAGGCAAGCUGGUUCGCUGAGAAUCUGGGCGCGUUAGUAGCUAGACGUUGA